AUGUCUGUGGAUAUUGAGGCAACUUAUAAGAAAGUCUCGCAGCUUGAACAUGUUCUUCUUCGACCUGAUACUUAUAUAGGAUCUAUUCAAUACACACAAACGUCAACUUGGGUCUACGAUUCAGAAGCCGAUAAACUUGUUUAUCGAGAAAUAUCUUAUGUGCCUGGAUUGUACAAGAUAUUUGAUGAAAUUCUUGUAAAUGCUGCUGACAAUAAACAAAGAGAUCCCAAAAUGAAUACAAUCAAAGUUGAUAUUGACAAGUUUGUUUUUUUAUUUUGA
Molecule: messenger RNA, 279 nt
Organism: Meloidogyne enterolobii
Lineage: Eukaryota; Metazoa; Nematoda; Chromadorea; Rhabditida; Meloidogynidae
Source: the annotation of a GenBank genome assembly